Messenger RNA from Dentiscutata erythropus, 138 nucleotides. NCBI's taxonomy places the organism in Eukaryota, Fungi, Glomeromycota, Glomeromycetes, Diversisporales, Gigasporaceae. The record is from the annotation of a GenBank genome assembly.
UCACCAGGAAAUCCUAGGGUUAAUUUUCUGGUUGACAGUAUACAAAAACUUGAUAGUGUCACUGUUGGAAAAGCAAUUUAUGAUAGCCACUUCGGUGUGCCCAGUUCAGCAUUGACAGUAGCACUGAAUGAAUAUCUC